AUGCCAGCAUCAGCUCCUUUAAUACGUAGACGGGCGGUAAUUAAAGCUAAAUUAACCCGAAUCGAAAAAUAUGUUGACGAAUUUGACCCAAAUAAAAACAAUAUCAAUGAACUUUCGACACGAUUAGAGCUGCUCGAAGUUACCCUAAAGGACUUCGAAAAGGCUCAGUUAGAUAUCGAAUUGGCGGCCGAUGACGAGUCUGAACUCGAAAUUCAUGACAAAGAGCGCGAAGUCUUCGAAACGCGUUAUUGCACGGUUGUAUCAGAAAUCAAAACAUUUAUCAAAAAAACGAUAAGAAAGGAGCAAUCGCAGACGGGAUUGGCAGGGUCAAUUAAACACAUCAAUUCCCAAAUAUCAAGAUCUGCUCUUAUUCUUAGAGAAACGCUUUCAAACAUUGGAAUCGUUGUGUUAUUCAAACAAGCAAGUACUUGCGUACAAAUUUUCGAAUCAAAAUUCCGCGACAAACAACAAGCGGGCCAUUAUAUCAAUCAAUGUACAGAAUUUACAAAUUUGAAUAUCAAUGAAAGACUAAAGGCGGUAGAUAGGCUACGCUUGUGUAAAAAUUGUUUGAGAGGCAAUCAUGCGACGGUUGAUUGUAAAUCGAAGUCGAGAUGUAAAAAUUGCAACCUAAAUCAUAACACCUUGAUACACGGUGCGAACGAUCAGCAAACUUCAACGGUACAACAAUCUGAAUCGGUGUCCCUCAAUUCGUAUUCUGACAUAAAUACUUUGAAAUCGGGUAUUCUCUCUACCGCGAUAAUACUAAUUAUGGAUAAAAAGGGUCAAUACCAGGAAUGCCGCGCCUUUCUUGAUUCCGAUUCCAUGAAUCAGUUCAUAACAUCCGAUAUGUGUAAAAAGCUUGGUCUCACACGUCAAAAAAUAGAAAUACAAAUUGGAGGUAUACCAGGCCACAAGUGCUUGAUGUUAGACAGAAUAACAGAAAAUCUCCCAGUUAGUUCCGUAAAUCUAGCAAAUAUAACUGUUCCGAAAAACAUUAAAUUAGCAGAUCCACAAUUUUAUAGCUCUGCACCGAUCGAUCUACUGAUUGGGGCCGAAUUAUUAGUACCAUUAAUGUGUAUCGGGCAGAUUCAUUUAGCGCCGGGGCAACCUCAUUUUCAAAAAACACAUCUGGGGUGGAUCCUUGGCGGUACUAUAAAUUUGACCAACAAUAAAACGAAAGCUUUGUGUCAUCUCUCUCACCUCGGUACCGAAUUACAAGAGCAGGUAACCAAAUUCUUAAAUAUUGAACAUGUUAGGGUUAUUGCUGACAAACUCUCACCGGAAGAAAGACAAUGUGAAACGCAUUUUAGGGACACCGUAAAACGUGAUUCACAGGGGCGGUUUAUAGUACGACUUCCUUUUAACAAUAGCCCACCCGAUUUGGGUGAUUCAAAACAAGGGACUGUAAAACGUUUCCGUUCUCUCGAAAAUAAAUUUGCAAAACAGCUGGAAUUUAAAGAACAAUAUUCCGAUUUUAUUAAGGAAUAUAUCAAAAUGGACCAUAUGGAACUUGUAAACAACCCUAAUUUAAAAGACGGAAUGUUUUGUUACCUGCCACAUCACGCAGUUCUUAAAUUGUCGAGUAGUACCACUAAGCUUAGGGCGGUUUUUGACGCGUCAUUCUGUACGAAUAACGGGAAGAGCUUGAAUGACAAUUUGAUGUGCGGGCCGGUGAUACAGGACGAUUUGUUCGCCAUUUUAACCAGAUUUCGUAUUCAUCGUUAUGUAAUAACUGCCGACAUAGCGAAAAUGUAUCGACAAAUUUUGGUAGACCCGGCAGAUAGAGAUUACCAAUUAAUUUUAUGGCGCGCACACUCAAAUGAAGAACUGAACACGUACCAAUUAAAAACACUAACGUAUGAUACUAAACCAGCCAGUUUUAUUGCGACGCGUUGUCUAUCAGAAUUGGCGGCGCAAAAUCAGGACGCUUACCCUGCGGCAAGCACCAUAAUUGGGAGGGAUUUUUAUAUGGAUGACCUAUUAACGGGCUCCGAAACGGUGUCGGACUUAAUUACAAUCCGCGAUAGCGUGUCCGCCAUCUUGCAGCAAGGUGGUUUUGAAUUACGGAAAUGGGCGUCGAAUGCACCGGAAUCACUUCCCAAUUUAAAUACAAAACCUAAACAAAACUCGAUCAUAAAUCUCGACAAUGAUAAUAAUUUAACUAAAACGUUAGGUCUAUUUUGGGAUUCAAAAAAUGAUUGGUUAAAGUACGAAGUACAAACGGUUAAUGUAAAAUCUAGAAUAACCAAACGUGUAAUCCUGUCAACCAUCGCGCAAAUUUUUGAUCCGCUUGGUAUUAUCGGACCAGUUAUGUUAAAGGCUAAAUUAGUACUGCAGAAUUUAUGGUCUUUAAAAAUAGGAUGGGACGAGUCAGUACCUCAAGACAUUCAUUGCGCUUGGGUUAAUUUUAUCAACGAAUUGUCGUACCUGCGGGAGCUACGAAUUCCCAGAAGAAUUUCAGAUUUGAGCAAAAUAUCGGCCCUCGAAUUGCAUGGUUUUUGCGAUGCCAGCAUUAAGGGAUAUGGGGCAGCGGUAUAUGUGCGCACGUACAACGGUUCAAAUAAACACUCCGUAUACUUACUGUGCUCCAAAUCACGCGUAGCGCCUUUAAAAACGGUAACGUUGCCUAGACUGGAAUUGUGCGGAGCGUUGCUGCUUGCGAGACUCAUCUCUGCAGUCAGACAAGCAUUGAAAAACGUAAACAUAACAAAACAAUAUCUAUGGUCAGAUUCAAGGGUAACCAUAGCGUGA
Molecule: messenger RNA, 2751 nt
Organism: Zophobas morio
Lineage: Eukaryota; Metazoa; Arthropoda; Insecta; Coleoptera; Tenebrionidae
Exons: 4
Coding region: 1-2751 (916 amino acids)
Source: RefSeq, a predicted model, not a curated record